Messenger RNA from Pseudophryne corroboree (corroboree frog), 1298 nucleotides. RefSeq names its product cyclin dependent kinase 2 interacting protein (gene CINP). The transcript is spliced from 5 exons. Lineage: Eukaryota; Metazoa; Chordata; Amphibia; Anura; Myobatrachidae. The record is from RefSeq and is a predicted model, not a curated record. The coding region runs from base 125 to 751 and encodes 208 amino acids.
CCUGGGCGGUCACUUCCUGUCAUGCAAUGUAUGAUCGGUUGGUUCUAUAUCGGAGUGGCUGAAGGGACCUUGUGACGUAUUGAGGGGAGGAGCUACGUCACAUGUGUGAUCUCCCAGACAGAGGAUGGAGCAGGGUAAAAGCCCGGGAUCAGGCACGCCGAAGAAGUCCGCAUUAACCGGCAGUGCCAGGAAAGUGAAAGAUAAUGCUGCGGAUUGGCACAACCUGAUGCUGAAGUGGGAGAGCUGUAAUGACGCUGCGUUCAGUGCUGCCAGCAAGAUCGUCAACCUUAGAAUCAGCGCACUAUCGUACGAGAAGCUGUCGGUAGAUAACGCGCUGCCCGGUAAUGAGAACGCAGACAAGGACAAGGCAGAACUAGAAAGAGUAUGCUCGGAGUUACAGGGCCUGUUGGAGCAGAUGAAACAAAUACAGGUGAAGAUGGAGAGACUGACUUCUACAUUCAAAGGGGUUUGUGAUCUUGAAGCCUUCCAGUGCAGCGGGAAAGAUUCCAGACCCGUACUCUUCCAUACGUGGCCCACGGCACUUUUUUAUGAAACUUCAGUAAAGAUGUCAGACAUGUACAAGAGAGAAGUGUCGCUGAAGAGCGUGAUUGUGGGGGAAAUGGCGCACACCUCGGAUCAGGACCUGCUCAUGGUGUAUCUUUCCUGCUGGUUAUAUCAGCCUUACAUCGACAACGGCAUCAAAGUGCUGCUGGAGAGUAUGCUCCUGGAGACGGGACACCGGCCCCUCUAGCGCUGCCGGCGUGGGACCCACUCCUGUAACUGUUCCACACUUUGGACUCUCCCCGUUUUGGUUCUUGGCGUGCCGCGAGCCAGAACCCACCUGGUUGGUGGACGUUCUGGACACUGGAGCUCAGUGAGAGAGAUAACUUUGGACGUAGCGGGGUCCCUUCAGCAGACACAUGCUUAUAAAUGCAACAGAUAGAGUCCCUGCAGCAGCAACACAGGGUAACCGGGGCGGCUAUAGGAGAUAACACAUUAUGUAACAGUUCAGGAAGUCCGGUAUAAGUCUGUGUGAGGCCACGUUACCAGCAUGCAGAGUGUGCCUUAGCCUAGGUAAGUGAUAGGCCGCUGGAUACACAUUAGGCGUCCUCUCAGCUUAGUCAAGUCCACACUGGCCUCAGAUUAGGUCUAACAUGUUGCCACCUAGAAGUCAUUAUGGUGUUGCCGGGGGUGAUAGCAGAGGUACAUCUAUGGAGAAAACGCUUUGUCGUUCACAUUACUCGGGAAGCAGUAAUAUAAGGCACUUUAUACCAUCCAAUAAAUCUGCUCUGCAGCAA